AAAUAAGGAACCGCAAAAGGGAUCGUUAUCUAUACCGGUGAUAAAACUGUUAUGGGAAGGAUUGCUAAUUUAACCUCAGGAAUCAGUAUAGGAGAAACUCCCAUACACAAAGAAAUAAACCACUUUAUCCAUUUAAUAACAGGAGUCGCCGUGUUCCUGGGUGUCGCAUUUUUCGUCAUUGCUAUGAUAUUCGAUUAUACCUGGCUUGAAGCAGUUAUAUUCUUGAUUGGAAUUAUUGUUGCCAAUGUGCCGGAGGGCUUAUUGGCAACAGUCACAGUAUGCUUAACACUGACCGCCAAAAGAAUGGCCUCCAAGAAUUGCUUAGUUAAAAACCUAGAAGCAGUCGAGACAUUGGGAUCGACAUCUACCAUAUGUUCGGAUAAAACUGGAACUUUAACCCAAAAUAGAAUGACAGUUAGCCAUUUAUGGUUUGAUAAACAGAUAUGGGAAAGUGAUACAUCUGAAUUAUUAGCAGACUUUGAAAUCGAACAAACGCCAUCCUUCAUGUCGAUUAUGCGCAUAGCUAUAUUGUGCAAUAGGGCAUCAUUUAAACCAGGGCAGGACAGUAUUCCCAUAUUUCAUAGAGAUUGUAUCGGGGACGCCUCGGAAUGCGCUUUGCUGAAAUUCUCGGAAACGGCCAUAGGAAAAUGUGCGGAAUAUCAGAACAAGAAUAAGAAAAUUGUUGAAAUUCCGUUUAACUCAACGAAUAAAUAUCAGAUAUCUAUUCACGAGUGUCACGACGAUAGUAUCGACAAAUCCGAAUAUCUGCUAGUCAUGAAAGGAGCGCCAGAGAAAAUAUUAGACGCUUGCAAAACUUACCUGUCCAGAGAAGAUAAUAAUAAAAUGAGCGUUAAUUUGCCAAUUGACAAGGAAUUUCUAAACGAGUUCAAUUUGGCUUACGUUCAAUUAGGAAGUUUAGGUGAAAGGGUUUUAGGAUUUUGCGAUUGCUGGUUACCGAUCGAAACCUACUCCCAUGGCUAUUUUGAUCAAAAAGAUUUUGAGUUUCCUGCCAUAACUAAUUUUAGGUUUGUAGGUUUGAUAUCUAUGAUAGAUCCACCAAGAGCCGCCGUUCCAGAUGCGGUUAGUAAAUGCAGAAGUGCCGGUAUUAAAGUAAUAAUGGUUACUGGAGACCAUCCCAUUACCGCAAAAGCCAUAGCUAAAUCUGUUGGGAUAAUAUCUCCAGAGAAUGAAACAGUUGAAGAUAUAGCAGCCAGGCUAAAUAUUAAGCCCGAAGAAGUGGAUACUAAAGAUGUUACAGCAUGUGUCAUUCAUGGGACAACGCUCAAGGACAUGAAAGAAUCUGAAUUAGACGAAAUCCUUAGGAAACAUUCUGAAAUAGUAUUUGCGAGAACUUCCCCACAACAAAAGCUGAUAAUAGUGGAAGGUUGUCAACGCCAGGGAGCAAUUGUUGCAGUUACCGGAGACGGUGUCAAUGAUUCGCCUGCUCUUAAACAAGCCGAUAUUGGUGUUGCAAUGGGCAUCGCUGGUAGUGAUGUAAGCAAGCAAGCCGCCGAUAUGAUUUUACUGGAUGACAAUUUCGCUUCGAUAGUCACUGGGGUUGAAGAAGGUAGAUUAAUUUUCGAUAAUCUGAAAAAGUCCAUAGCAUAUACGUUGACUAGUAAUAUACCUGAGAUUAGCCCGUUUCUAAUAUUCAUAUUAGCAAAUAUACCUCUACCAUUAGGAACAGUUACAAUCCUGUGCAUUGAUUUAGGAACUGACAUGAUUCCGGCCAUAUCAUUGGCUUAUGAAAAGGCUGAAAGCGACAUUAUGAGAAGGAAACCCAGAAAUGCAUUAUACGAUAAAUUAGUUAACUCCAGGCUCAUUAACGUUGCAUACGGGCAAGUUGGAAUGAUACAAGCGGCGGCAGGAUUUUUUACUUAUUUUUUGAUAAUGGCCGAAAAUGGGUUCCUUCCCAAAAAACUAAUUGGCUUGAGGCUUAAAUGGGAUUCCGAAAGUGUUACCGAUUUGCAGGACUCCUACGGACAAGAAUGGACCUAUGAGAACCGAAAAAUAUUGGAAUACACAUGUCACACAGCCUUUUUCGUUUCGAUAGUCGUAGUUCAAUGGGCAGAUUUAAUUAUCUGUAAAACGAGAAAAAAUUCCAUCGUACACCAAGGAAUGACAAACUGGGUCUUAAAUUUUGCCUUAGUCUUCGAAACAGUUAUUGCUGCAAUACUGUGUUACACUCCAGGCUUAGAUAAGGGCCUACGCAUGUAUCCAUUAAAAUUUUAUUGGUGGUUACCAGCAAUACCUUUUAGUAUUUUGAUCUUUAUCUACGAUGAAUGCAGAAGAUACUUAAUAAGGCACAACCCAGGUGGAUGGGUAGAGAGAGAAACUUAUUAUUAAUUAUAAAAAAAUCAAACUGAAAUUUCACAUAUGAUAUUCUUAUUAGCUUUUAAUGUCAAUAUGUAUAUAAUAUACUUUUUUCACAUAAUGAUUGUUAUUUACAUUUUUGAAUCAGAGUUUAGCGUUAUAGAAUCAAUAUUUUAUUGAUAUAUUAAAUAU
This is a messenger RNA of Gordionus sp. m RMFG-2023, 2505 nucleotides long. RefSeq names its product sodium/potassium-transporting ATPase subunit alpha-like. Gene Ontology annotation, biological process: intracellular potassium ion homeostasis; potassium ion import across plasma membrane; intracellular sodium ion homeostasis. The record is from RefSeq and is a predicted model, not a curated record. Lineage: Eukaryota; Metazoa; Nematomorpha; Gordioida; Chordodea; Parachordodidae. Bases 52 to 2346 code for a protein of 764 amino acids. The transcript has 14 exons. Gene Ontology annotation, molecular function: ATP hydrolysis activity; ATP binding; P-type sodium:potassium-exchanging transporter activity. Gene Ontology annotation, cellular component: plasma membrane.